AUCAUGACUUCAAGUGGCAUCCCGUUGGAUGCCGCUAAUCUGUUGUCAACGUCGCUGGAAGGCAUUCUAUAUGGCUUCUCGGUCCUCAUGUUUAUGGGUACCAUCUGGGCUUUGACCUACAAAUGUCAACUGCAGGACGUUAAUCGCCCGAUCACUGUGGUGGCUAUCUUGCUAUUUACAAUGAGCACCGCGCACAUCAUUGUGGACAUCAUUCGUAUCGAAGAUGGGCUGGUGAAGCAUCGUGACACGUUUCCAGGUGGGCCGACCUCGUACUUUGGGGACUUUACCCUCAAAACAUACGCGACCAAGCAUGCGUUAUACCUCUUGCAAACUCUACUUGCUGAUGGGGUGGUGAUUUAUCGCUCUUAUGUUGUUUGGCAAUCCAUCCGGGUUAUAAUAAUACCGAGCAUGCUGUGGUGCGGUGUCGCAGUGACGGGUGUUUUUGCAAAUUACAGUAUUUCGCAAACCAGUGGUUCUGAAGACAUCUUCGCCAAAGAGCUUGCACAAUGGAUUACUGCAUUCUUACCCUUGACUCUUGCGACUAAUCUAUCGAGUUCAGGAUUACUGGCAUAUCGCAUCUGGAUGAUUGAACGCAAUAUCUCUGCAGUUCGCACUAUGAAGGGCACUAUGAUGCCGAUAGUGCGCGUGCUUGUCGAUGCCGCUGUUUUGUAUUCUGUGGUGCUCGUUACCUUACUGAUAUGUUUCCUUUGUUCGAAUAAUGGAGAGCUUGUUUUAUUGGAUAUGGCCAUGCCAAUCAUAUCAAUUGCCUUCUACAUGGUGCUCAUUCGCAUCGCAAUCAAUAGACAAACGACUUACCUUUCGACUGGGGGAAUAAUCGGUGAGAUGGAACAAGGAAAACUGCGGCCUUUGGAGGUCCAUAUAUGCCAGCUUACGCUCGAUGACGGUCCCUCGGCCUACGGAAUAGGGAAUGAAGCUGAAGACCGACCAUUAACAUACAGGGUACCUUUCGACGUAUAAUAGGCCUGAACGCCAUUUUUCGCGCUUUUUCGCAGAGAUUGGUUGUGCGUAAUUUUACAUAACUGACACUCGUUCGUUGUACCAUCACUUGCUGUUCCAAAUGUCGUCAUUAUAUUCCCUGUCGCUCUGUGCACAAUUGAACUCAACUCUAAUAGAUUGCAUCAGCUUGUAAGUAGGAAGAACUACGAUAAAGGUCGGGGCGAGGAUAUAGCAUAUUGCUGGGUUGGAAACGGCGUAAC
Suillus paluster is the source of this 1217-nucleotide messenger RNA. RefSeq lists its product as uncharacterized. The transcript is spliced from 7 exons. The coding region runs from base 4 to 978 and encodes 324 amino acids. NCBI's taxonomy places the organism in Eukaryota, Fungi, Basidiomycota, Agaricomycetes, Boletales, Suillaceae. The record is from RefSeq and is a predicted model, not a curated record.